This is a messenger RNA of Prosopis cineraria, 2263 nucleotides long. RefSeq names its product probable beta-1,3-galactosyltransferase 2. The transcript is spliced from 12 exons. The record is from RefSeq and is a predicted model, not a curated record. Gene Ontology annotation, molecular function: hexosyltransferase activity. Gene Ontology annotation, cellular component: Golgi membrane. The coding region runs from base 515 to 1390 and encodes 291 amino acids. NCBI's taxonomy places the organism in Eukaryota, Viridiplantae, Streptophyta, Magnoliopsida, Fabales, Fabaceae.
UUUCCUUUACGGUGAAGAGCGGUUUGAUUAAAGGACGGUUCCGUAAUAUUGGACUAUUAAGAGGUUAGUACCUAGUCGUAGUGGGUCAUAAGUGUUUUUGGGAUUUCAUCUCUUGCUCGAAGCAGAGAGGGAUUGUGUCCAAGUGAGGUAAACGAGGACGAAGAGGAGGAAAAAUGUCCGUGAAGAGCAGGGGAGGAAUUGUUGAAAUGAGCAUGAGAAAUGUCAUACCUAGGAGAUGGGCUCUUUUUCUUUGUAUCGGAAGCUUCUGUGCCGGAAUGUUCUUCACUAAUUGGAUGUGGUCAAUGCCUGAAUAUCAAGAAAUUGCAAGGACAUCUGAUGAGGUUGAACAAAUGAGAUUAAGCUCUGAGGGUUGUGAUAUGAAUCUUGUUGUAAAGCCUCACUCCAAUUACAGUCAAGUUUAUGCUUCAAACACAGAACGUCUUAUCAAGAACCUGGGUAAGACAAUAUCUACUUUGGAGCUGAAACUGAAACUGCUAGGAUAGCUCCUAAACUUAUGUUGAAUGAUUCUCCUGCAACAGGAAACUCAAACACUAUCGGUUCAUCUCCAAGAAAAAGAUAUUUGAUGGUUAUAGGGAUCAAUACAGCUUUUAGUAGCAGGAAGCGGAGAGAUUCUGUUCGUGAAACGUGGAUGCCGCAAGCUGAUAGAAGAAAGAAGAUGGAGGAAGAGAAGGGCAUAAUCAUACGCUUUGUCAUAGGUCACAGUUCCACAUCUGGUGGCAUUCUCGAUAGAGCUAUCGAAGCUGAGGAGAAGCUCCAUGGCGACUUCUUGAGACUGGACCAUGUGGAGGGCUAUCUGGAAUUGUCAGGAAAGACAAAGACUUACUUUUCAACUGCUGUUGCCUUAUGGGAUGCAGAGUUUUAUGUCAAAGUUGAUGAUGAUGUCCACGUGAACUUAGCAACACUUGGAUUGACUCUGGCUAGGCAUCGCAUGAAACCUCGGGUGUAUAUUGGGUGUAUGAAGUCUGGCCCUGUUCUUGCUCAGAAGGGAGUGAAAUACUAUGAACCAGAAUACUGGAAGUUUGGUGAGGUGGGAAACAAGUACUUUCGUCAUGCUACGGGACAGUUAUAUGCCAUUUCGAAUGAUUUGGCCUCUUAUAUAUCAAAAAAUCAAGAUGUGCUGCAUAAAUUUGCUAAUGAAGACGUUUCAUUGGGAUCUUGGUUUAUCGGUUUAGACGUGGAUCAUAUUGAUGAUAGGAGACUGUGCUGUGGCACACCCCCUGAUUGCGAGUGGAAGGCUCAGGCAGGAAACAUAUGUGUUGCUUCAUUUGAUUGGAGAUGCAGCGGAAUCUGCAGGUCUGUUGAGAGGAUAGUGGAAGUUCACCGGCGUUGCGGGGAAGACGAAAAUGCUCUAUGGAGUGCAACCUUUUGACAGGAAAAUCGGAAAAACCCCGACUCGUCUUCUAAACUCGAGAAGAAGUGUUGUCAAAAACAUGAAAGAAAGCAUAGCAUGAGUCUUUUUAGCAGUUACUACAGACAGAGAUUCAAAUAGGCCUUGCCGCUUGGGGUCUGAUCUACAUUUUGAAAAAGAAGAAAACCCUUUUGAAUGAUGCAGCCAAAGAGAAAGAAGAAGGAGUUUCGUCGCAACCACAUUCUUUUGUAGAGGCUGGAGAGGGCCUUAUAUUCUGUAGUUCUCUCUGCCAUAGCUAAAGUGCUUCCUAAUAAUUAGUUUUGAUGAUUAUGUUCAUUGUCUUUCUCUUCCCUUUGCUUCAAACUUUAAUAUAACUUGAAUUUGUCUCAUGCUGUCUCUUUGUUCACCCAUAAUCACCAUUUCUUUGUUCACUUUGUGCAAUGGAGAGAGUCUCUGCAAAAAAGAAAGAAAAGUUAACUUUGGGGAGAAAUUGAUGGCAUGGAUUUGUGAUGAUUGCGAUACAGUGGUUGGAGUGGGGGAUGAUAUGAAGCAAAUCCUAGGUGGUUCCAUGAUUGAACAGCAGAUCCACUACCAAAUUACGCGUGUACCCCACAACUCUCUAGGUUUCAAGCAUGAAGCAGAAAAUCAGGCAUCCAAUUUCUGGGGACGCUGAUGUCCACAUUUGAUAUUUAGUCUACCUUUUAGUCUUAACCCUUUUUUCUUUUUUCUUUUUUUUUUUCGGUUGCACAUUUUAGUGGUAAUUUCUUUUCCGGCAAUCUAACCUUUUUGAAGUUCUGCAUAAAGUGUGAUGUAAUCUCAGAUUUAAUAGCCAUUACAUGUUUGAAUUAAGGGAAGAUAUUAUUUUUGAUUCUUACAUUUUGUCCAGUUUUGUUA